AAAGCCACCGCGCAUUCCCCAUACUCGUCGCCAUUUUAAGGAGUCGAUCACCGUAGCGCGUUCUCUGUGGUAUCUACCUAGAAUGUCUCAUGAUAGAUUCAGGAGCCGUGGCGGCAUGGGUGGUAUGGGCGGAGGAGGAAUGGGGUUGAACAUUUACCGGCGGGGCAGCGGCGGCCGAGGCAUGGGCGGCAUGUCCAACUACCGCGGUCAGGGGGGGUACAUGGACUCGAAUCGCGGCCCGGGCGGCUAUCAGCAACAGCAGCAGAAGCAGCAACAGCAGCAGCACAAGCCACAGCAGCAGCCGCCCGCAGCACAGAAGCCCGCACCGGAGCCGCAGCCCGCCGCUAAGGAGCCGCCGAAGCCCGCUCAGACCCCGCAGCCCCCGGCCUCCAAAACCCCCGCCCCUCAGACACCGGCCGCGUCGCCGCAGGCCAAACCGGCCCAGUCCCCUCAGCAGAAGCCCGGGAACACGUCCCAGCAGCCAUCUGUGACUCAGAAGGCGGCUACCCCGAAUCAGGCCCAGACACCGGUACCGAAAGUCUUGUCCCCGCCAAGCCAGCCUCCUGCGCCGCAGAAGCCGGUGCAGGCCCAGGCGCCAGCACAGCAGCAACCGCCCCCCAAGCAGCAGACCCCACAGCAGCAGCAGCAACCGCCCCCCAAGCAGCAGACCCCACAGCAACUGCCCCCCAAGCAGCAGACCCCACCGCAGCAGCAACUGCCCCCCAAGCAGCAGACCCCACCGCAGCAGCAACUGCCCCCCAAGCAGCAGACCCCACCGCAGCAGCAACUGCCCCCCAAGCAGCAGACCCCACAGCAGCAACAACCGCCCCAGGCGCGACAGCGGCCUGUACCUAAAGUCCAACCCGGACAGAAGAGGCCCCACCAGUCCCGGUUCCAUUCCCAGCCUCCGCCGCAGCCAGAACCCCCGCGGGAGCCCGCUGCUGUGAACAUGGAAGAGGAGGAGGAAGAGGGCGGCUGGAAUGAUGGUGUGAGGGCAACACUGAACCUCCUGAAAAGGCCCGGAGAAAAGACCUACACACAGCGUUGCAGAUUAUUUGUUGGAAACCUUCCCACAGAUAUCACUGAUGAGGAGUUUAAGAAACUAUUUGCGAAAUAUGGAGCUCCUGGUGAGGUGUUCAUCAACAAAAGCAAAGGAUUUGGCUUUAUUAAGCUGGAAACAAGAGCACUGGCUGAAAUAGCAAAAGCAGAGCUGGAUGACUUCCCCAUGAGAGGAAGACAGCUCAGAGUACGUUUUGCCACCCACUCAGCUGCACUCUCUGUGCGCAAUUUGUCUCAGUUUGUAUCAAAUGAACUUUUAGAAGAAGCUUUCAGUCAGUUUGGACCAGUUGAAAGAGCUGUGGUCAUUGUGGAUGAUCGUGGAAGGUCAACGGGAAAAGGAAUAGUAGAGUUUGCAGCAAAACCAGCUGCCAGGAAAGCAUAUGACCGCUGUAAUGAUGGUGUUCUCCUGUUGACAACGACCCCAAUGCCUGUUAUUGUGGAGCCUCUGGAGCAGUUUGAUGAUGAGGAUGGACUGCCAGAGAAACUUGCUCAGAAGAAUCAUUUAUAUCAAAAGGAAAGAGAGAUCCCUCCUCGGUUUGCCCAGCAUGGUUCCUUUGAGUUUGAAUAUUCUCAAAGAUGGAAGUCUUUAGAUGAAAUGGAGAAACAACAAAGGCAGCAAGUGGAGAAAAAUAUGAAAGAAGCGAAGGAGAAGCUUGAAAGUGAGAUGGAAGAUGCUUUCCAUGAACACCAAGCUAAUCUAUUGCGGCAAGAUUUGAUGAGGCGCCAGGAGGAACUCAGACGUAUGGAGGAAAUGCAUAACCAAGAAAUGCAGAAGCGUAAGGAAAUGCAGUUGAGACAAGAGGAGGAGCGACGCAGACGUGAGGAAGAAAUUAUGCUACGACAACGUGAAAUGGAGGAGCAGAUGAUGCGCCAAAGAGAAGAGGGCUAUCGAAUGAGCUACAUUGAUCCUAGAGAACGUGACAUGCGCAUGGGAACAAAUUCAAUGUCCAUGGGAGACCCUUAUGGCACCACAGCACAGAAGUAUCAAUCCCUUGGGUCAACUAGUAUGGGGUAUGAGGGCAGUCCUGGCGUCACCCAGGCAGCAAUUGCCACAUCUCUGAUGGCAAGUGACAUGCGUAAUGAUCGGUUUGCCCAGGGCAAUGCAGGGACCCCCAAUGCGCAGGCUUCCAGAGCGAUUGGGACUGUGCCUCCUGCUGCAACAGCAGGUGCUGGAAGUUAUGGGAGGGGGAGAGAAGAAUAUGAAGGGCCAAACAAGAAACCUAGGUUCUAGAGGUUUCCUUCCAAAUUACUUUUUUUGUUUAAAUUUUUUUUAAAUUGUUGCAAUUUUAGUGAGAUGACCUUUUUAUGGAUGCUCAGUUACUUGACCCAGUAUUUGUGAAGCCAGUUAGUAUAUAUGCAGCUUUGAUUUGUUGCACACAUUUCCCCAUUUGUUUUAUGGCAGUAUGUUGAAUUCCCCUAGUCGUUUUUUUUUUGUAUAUAAUUUUUUAACUGUGCUUGAAACAUACUGGAUGCUACACAAUGUUCUUGACAUUACUAUUUUUGGAUUAGACCUCAAAUUGCAAAAAAACCCUUUUGAUCCUGACUAGCUUGACAAACACAGCAUGAUUUGCUUUGCUUCAAGGAUGCCAUCCAGAGACUGUAAGUCCAGAUAGGCAGCUCAAAACCAACCCUAUUUACCAGCGUGCAGCAGAAACGUAGCUGUCUCUGGUAUGGGUCAAGCUAGUCUGUUUCUUGGCUGUAUGUGGGUUGCAUCUCCAAGGCUCCUGGGUUAGAUCUAAUAUUUCACUAAUCUUUGUGUUUGGGUAUUGUGACUUGAGCAAAAGCUCCAUGAAAACUGUCCUUGUAAUCCGUUGUAUUAAACUUGUAAAUUAAAAAAAAAUCAAAAAAACUUGCUGUGUUGGGAUGGGGUUACAUUAUUCAUGGUUUUCAAGAAUUGAUCGUCCUCGGGUGGGUUUUUAUAAGAUGACCUAUUGUGUAAACUAAAUUCAAUUCUUAUGUCUUUUUUUUCUGUUAUCCAUAAACCUGUUCAUUUAAUCUUUGAGAUUAUAAAUUGAACAGCUCGAAAACAGAUGUUUGAGGUAACUUGUAAGCUUAAAUAAUGACUGCCAGUGAUGUCUUUUUGCAGGAAAGGGUGUUUCAGGCUGAUGCCGGACUACAGCAAUAUAGGGGCAUAUUAAAUUUGCAGUGGGACUUACCAUUGGUAUUUAGCUUCUAGGUCAGGUGCCUGUAACUGUUAAUUACUACCCAUGGUAAGCCCUUAGGAUGCACUUAAUGCAAAUUUCUGAUCACAUCCCUGAGGUACAAGCAGAAAGGGUACAAUAAGAGCAUCCGCAGGCUUAACGCAAGAGUAACUGCCUGCCUCUGGGCACUUACCAUGUAUUAAUUGUGGGAUGUUGGGCUUACUGUGAGAAUUUAAUAUCUCCGGGCACUAAACCUGGGAGCUGUAAGUCCUAUGGCUAAUUGAAUAUACCCCAUAAAGUAGAUGUUUUUGGCAUUCCUGUGGUUCAUUUUCCUGUGACUUUGUAUUGACAAACACGUGGUAGCAACAGGUAUAACAUACCUGGAUUAUGACCUUUGUGUGGAAAAUCAAAUUCCCCCACAAAGCAGAAUUAUCAGCUAAAUGGUCCACGAAAACCAGUACUUUAUAAACCUCCCCUGUAUCCCUCUAGUCUUGCAGCCUGACAGGCUUGUGAGUCUCAGUCUUUUAAACUUGACUGCCUACUUCAGUUUUCAGUUGUCUAAGGGAGAGCAACUUUUUGGUAUCCUGUACCUUGGUAGCAGUCUGGAUUCAAAUGUAGCUCUCCCAUCCCCCCAGAUAUAAAAAAAAAAAAAAAAGUGGGUUAUGUUGGUAAUCAGAAUUCCAAUAUAAAGUAAAAAUUACUUUUUUCUGUAAAUGUUUAAUGCUCUUAGAAGUUCUUGCAAAUGACAGAUGUUGCACAGUCAUUUUCCAGUCUAUAUCCUCAGUCCUAUACUUUUGUAGGUAUUAAUACUUAAAGUCUAAGGUUACAGUUAAACAGAGGUACAAGGUGCAGAACUUGUGCAUGUCUAUGGAGACUGGUUAUGUCCACUUAAUGGUGCAGUAUUUUGUGGAAAUUGCUGGUCUUGUGCAUUAAUUCUGCUUUUUAUAGCCGUGUAGCUAACUAAUUUGAAUAAGCAAAAGUGCAGUCUGUUCUAUUUUUUUUUCUUUUUUUUUUUUCUUCUGUAUCCAUCCUCUUGAUGCAUGUAAUGUGCAUAUUUUAUAAACCUAUCCAGACCCUCCCUGCACUGUGAAACACUGAUACAGUGUGCUGCGAUACAGGAAAAACAUAAUUGGGAGACACUGGCUGGUUUUUCUUCAAGGUUAAUUAUGUCUCUUUAAAUUUCAGUGUCUUGGAAAAUGUGUAUACCUCAGCAAUGAUGUCCCAGGAGUAGGCAAUCUUUCACGCAGUACUCUGUAUCUAUAAGCCCACAGCCACCAUAAUGGUUUAAGUUCUGUAUUGGUUUCAAUCCUAUCUGUAAGCACUGUACCUAUACAAGUUGUCGUAAUGUGGAUGGAAGUGUGUAUUCCAUACACUAGACAAAAAAGAAAAUAAUUAGGUGAACCGGCACUCUGGGUAAACUGUUCUCUUAAACUGGACCCCGUUUUAAGGCAGGGCCAUGCUUACCAUUUACAUAGGUUUUAUUCCAUUUGUUCUUUGGAGCACAUGUGUUUCAAUGAGCUUUUAUUAAUUAGCACCCACUUGUCAUUUGAAUUCAUGGUAACUUGUGAAAACUAUAGAACCAUGUCAACUAAUUAAAGUAUUAAAGUUGUUUUUUCCAAAAUUAUGAAAUUAAGCUUGGUUAUUGGCAGAACUGUGGCAUUAUUUGUGCCAUACCCUUAAGUCUUUCUGAAAAUUAAGAUUCACUACUGGCUAGUUUGAAUAUUCAGAGGCCCUAUAAGUUCUCAUUGAUAAGGUAUUUUACUUUUAAAUAUACUAUGACUGGAACAUAUCAGUUGAUUUUGCUUUUCCACAUCGCUAAAUGGCAUCCUAUUUGAAAGCAUGAAGUUAUUUUAAGAGCAAUCCUGCUUACUGGAAAGUGGUAUAAUUACAUUUAUCAAGACAACACAGCCUUUACAAAGUAUUGGCUGGCUUAACCUUUAGUGCCCUAUUAGAGCCUAAGUUUAGUGUUUAUCUGCUGUAAAGCAGUGAUUUUAACAAUGGAGUUUACCAACAACCUUUCAAGACAACUAAUUCCUUGUUACAGUCUUUUAAUCUUCAUCAUGGCAGACUUAAAUGAAUCGGCAGUGAUUUUGUUGGCAGCCAGUGACACGGGAAUAUAUUCACUGUAUUUUAAUGGAGUUUUAGCCACUUCAAUUGCACUUUACAAUCUAGUGGCCGCCUGUAGCAAGCAAUUCUGCAGUGCAUAACUUUGAGGAACAUAGUGCUACCAAUGGACUGUAGGAUCCCGGAUGUAGUAGUCCCGCUUCAAGAUGCUCAGUGCUGACGGCGUUCAGGUAUGGAAUCUGGAUACUGGCUGACAUCAACUGCUAAGUUUUUGACUUAAGGAUUAGUGAAAAUGUCAUCCAGUUUGGCCUGCACGGUUUUCAACAAAGUGGCAAUAAAUGAGGAGCAAUCUGCAGCAUUUUGGAUGGAUUAUUUUAAUAAAUGAUUUUGGUAAA
Molecule: messenger RNA, 5659 nt
Organism: Pseudophryne corroboree (corroboree frog)
Lineage: Eukaryota; Metazoa; Chordata; Amphibia; Anura; Myobatrachidae
Gene: SFPQ
Product: splicing factor proline and glutamine rich
Exons: 13
Coding region: 83-2290 (735 amino acids)
Biological process (GO): regulation of DNA-templated transcription; alternative mRNA splicing, via spliceosome
Cellular component (GO): nucleus
Molecular function (GO): RNA binding
Source: RefSeq, a predicted model, not a curated record